GAGCUGACAGUGGCUUGAAGGCCCUGCCGGAUCGUGCAAUGCUGUGUUCGUAGCACGCUCCAAUUUCCGGCUUUCAAGUGCGCAAAUACUCCUGAAUUGGCGACGUGCUAGGAGACAUACUAAAACAACGACCCGCCAGCCUGGGCUAACUUAUCGCAUGUCUUGAAGCCACUUAUCGCAUGCCUUGGAUUCUGGAUUGAGCAUCAAAUUUACGUUCUUUCAAUCAACUUCGGCUGAUCAUGGCUGCUCCUGGAGGACCACUUCCCCCGGAUUUCUUCGACCCAAUGCCAUUUGCAAACCAUAAGGGUGCUAUACUUGGAAUAUGUAUCCCGCUCAUGACGCUGUGUUGGCUGGCGGUAGCAGCUCGACUAUCCGUUCGGAUCUUCAUCACGAAGGCGCCAGGAUGGGAUGACUUGUUCGUCGUCUCCGCCGCGCUGGUGGUUUCAAUGGGCACCAUCGCGUUUUGCGUCUCGACGAGAUACGGGAUGGGCCAGCACAUCUAUCUCCUGCAGCCUCAGAAUAUCUCAAAAGUGGUGUUAUGCAACUAUUUAUUCGGCGCUGCGUAUAACUGCUCAACCGCCCUCAUCAAGAUAUCGCUUUUGCUCCAAUAUCUACGCGUGUUUGAGCGCGGGACAUGGACCUACAGAGCCACACAACUUUUGCUAGCUGUCAUCUCACUCUGGGGUUUCUCUUUCGGGUUCAUCGCAUGGUUUUCUUGUCUGCCCGAUCCUUCUGCUCUUUGGAAAGGGUCAAGAAAGGGCUGCUAUGGCGCUGCUUCAACAAAUAUGGACAUGGUAGUAAGAGUGAUUGUAGCUCAUGCCGGCCUUAACUUUGCGUUUGAUAUUCUCGUCUUAAUAUUGGCUUUCCGACUUUUAUUUUCGAAAGAAGUCCCGACGACGAAGAGGAGCAUGACGGUGUUGAUAUUCGUGGGAUCUGUCUCUUGCAUGUUUGCAGCAUGGCGCCUUGCAUCCAUUAUCCAAACCAAUGCAGGACGGUCAACCGAUCUCUCCUGGGGCCUGCCGGGACCGACAUUGCUCUCCAUUUGCGAGAUCGACAUCGCUGUAUUCGUUGCUUCCGUACCAUUCUUCUGGCCGAUUUUCAAAGAGCAAAUCACCCAGAUUUUUGUUAAGUAUGAGUUCAACGUCUCGACUGAGUCCCGUUUCCACCAGGGAGAUGACGACACGGUCGAGCUAUCUAGGAUGGAAGCUAGCCAGACGGGAAAGUCGGGAGGUAUCGAGGAUGUGAAAUCGGUGAAAUCUGAAGAUUACCAAAGAAUUCAAGAACGCCCAGACAACCAGAAAUUCCAGGAGAGCAACUAUAUGCGGGCUCAAGGGGACCCUUUUGCGGAGGACUUCCAAACAGAGACAAUCGUCCACACGGGCGGGACGGACAAAAACCACGGCGGAUUUGUCCGAUCCAAGAAUUGAAGACGACUUUUCUUUUGUGACAUGCAGCGAUUAGAGUGGAGACUUUGAAGAGCUGGGAAUUAGGCCAUGGGUGGCUCAUGAGUGACUCUAUCCGAUGGUUACAAUACUUUGUAGCUCAGAUGGAGGAAUGGCACAGCAGCAUCAGGCUCAAUAGCUAAGCUAAUCAUCAUCAAUAUUAAUUCGUCCGUACCGAUCGGAAAAAUGGCGC
Hyaloscypha bicolor E is the source of this 1635-nucleotide messenger RNA. RefSeq lists its product as uncharacterized. The transcript is spliced from 4 exons. The record is from RefSeq and is a predicted model, not a curated record. Lineage: Eukaryota; Fungi; Ascomycota; Leotiomycetes; Helotiales; Hyaloscyphaceae. The coding region runs from base 240 to 1427 and encodes 395 amino acids.